Messenger RNA from Paramacrobiotus metropolitanus, 2969 nucleotides. RefSeq names its product zinc finger protein 704-like. Gene Ontology annotation, cellular component: nucleus. The record is from RefSeq and is a predicted model, not a curated record. The transcript has 8 exons. Gene Ontology annotation, biological process: regulation of transcription by RNA polymerase II. Lineage: Eukaryota; Metazoa; Tardigrada; Eutardigrada; Parachela; Macrobiotidae. Gene Ontology annotation, molecular function: DNA-binding transcription factor activity; RNA polymerase II cis-regulatory region sequence-specific DNA binding. Bases 441 to 2141 code for a protein of 566 amino acids.
UGUUUGGCUAUAAGCGAUGAAGGGCCUCGCUUCUAAUCAUUCGUAAGCUGUUUACUAGUUUAUUACCCACACCGUGCUCUGUGUGAUAAUAAUACAGCGCGUAGAGAUCGUUUAGAGAGAAAACUCAACGAAUACAGUCAUGGCGUGUUGUUGAUGUUGUUGUUGUAUGCUGCACCGGGGUAUCAUUGACACAUCCGAAGGUUUUUCGGUGAUCUACUUGUUCAGUCAUGUGAGCCCUGCUGAAUGGCCUCGAAAGCAGAUUUCCCUCUGUAGAAAGCCCCUCUCAAGGCGUUGCUUGCAUUUAGCCACUAUCGGCCAGUUUUUCGCGGACAAGAUGCAAUCGUAGCGAUUGUACGCGCUCAUCCCGCGCGCGCAGCUUCAGUAUUGGAUCCCUGAAAGUAUUCCCGAGAAAGCUAAUCCGCCAUAUAUAUAUAUCAAAGAUGUCCUCCUCCAAGCGCCCGGCCAAACGCUCACUGAUCGGACUGCGGGUGGCUGCCAAGCGCGACACCGGCUUCUAUGAACCGGCCACCGUCGCCGAUGUGACCAAUAAGCAGGUAGCCGGUGCCAGCUUCGCCGGCGCCGCACAUCCUGCCCAGGGUGAUAAGCUCCUGCUCAAAUUCGACGACGGCAACCAGCAGUGGUACCUGGAACGCCAGAUCAUCGGGCAAGGGUUUCAGUCGAUUAAUUCGGCGUGCCUGCCAGUGGGCCAGUUAGUGUACUGUACCGUGGGGCAUCGUGAGACGUCCGGCCGGAUUGUCGGCAGCGUGGCCGGCAAGAGUCCACAAGUGUUUGAGAUUGCAUUAGAGGACGGAAGUGAACGGCGCAUCCAGCGCAAACAGGACGAUAUGCGUCUCAUUAAGUCGCGCAAAUCCGCUCGCAUUACGGCCGACAAGGACAAGGACUACCAUUCCUUGGCGCUGGGCAAGAUUCCCCACGACAUCUCACUGGAGUCGCUGCCGGAACUCCCGGUCCCGUCGUUUUCCAUCGCCACAAAUCGGAAGCGCAGUGUGCCGGUGGCCGUGGAGACCAACUUUGACGUCCUGUCCAUCCCCGGUCCGUUGGAUACGCGCGCCUACCGCGAACUCAACGACGUGUACGAAUCGCCGGAUGCCGAUUCGGAUGAGAGUAAUCUGGGGGAGCGCGGUGGCAGCGCCGCCGCCGACGGCCAGGGCGAUGUGCUGAUGGAUGAGUGCUCAGCGGCGCUGGUGCUCAUGAGUCUGGGCGCCUCCUCGCCCGGGAACAAGCUGCAUAUGCCGCCGCAACUGGAUCUGCACGAGGACGCCGGCUUCCAGAGCGGCACAUCUUGCCCUAGCACGUACGGGUCCUCGUGGCCGUCGGAGCGGAACAUGGGUCGGCAGCGCCAGCUGUCCAACUCUACCGGCUCCAGCGGCCCGACGAGCGGCGUAUCGUCACUGCACCGGCCCAUCUCGCCGGCUUCGUUCCACGACUCCACGUCCACCACGGCCUCCAGCGACGAGGGCAUCGAGAUGGCCAGCUCCAUGUCGGCCAUGGACCAUGAUUACGCUGCCGGCUGGCCGGAGGCCUCUGAUUUCCACGAGCGACCCCGCAAACGCCGGCCGUCAAACAGUGUCGUGUUCCAAUGCACAUGGCCGGAGUGUCAGCACAUGGAGUCAACGCGAGCCGGUGUGACCAAGCACAUCCAGAAUGUGCACUUUGCGUCAGCUGGACUGCCGGCCGAUGAUCUGGAGUUCUAUUACAACGAGAUAGACGGCAGCAGCCACAGCGGCAGCAGUCCGCCGGUGCUCGAUCUCCUGGCGCCGCAUAGUCACUUCCGGCUGCCGCCGGGGACGGCGGUGGGGGGACAGCGGCAGCGCUCCACGCUGUCGGCCUCGUCAGACGGGACCGGGGGGCGUUUUGGCCCGCGGACCGGCUCGGCCAAGCCCAUCACGAUUCCGCACCGGCCGGCCACCGGCAAACGCCACGAAUGGGAAUCGGCUUCGGCUCCGCAAUACGGCCACUCGGACAUGCACAGUCUUUCGCCGUCGGCAAUUCGCCAUCUGCAGAAGGGUCGGGAUGUGAAGAAAUGCCGCAAAGUGUACGGCAUGGAGAACCGCGAAAUGUGGUGCACGCAGUGCAAAUGGAAGAAGGCCUGCACCCGCUUCGCGGAACUGAACGCCUAAUAACGAGGAAGACGACCUUUUGAAUGAGUAUACGAUGGAUGAUGUGGACAGUUUGGCUGGCGUUUCAUGGACUGUGUUGUGUGGCUGUGUUCUGACGGGAUAUAAAAUUCAUUCGUGGGAGAACGAGAAACACGCGUCUUCCUCCUGAUCUCUCCUUCUCCUGCUGUCAUUAAACUGCGUUCAGUUGCCCGCCCGCGGACGCUGGCUGUUCCUUGCUUCCCGUGUGUGCGAUGCAUCCGCGCAUCCGUGCACCCUUUGCCAUUCAGCGGGGGCAGCGGCGCCCGGGGGCGGGGGGAUGGCCCGCGUUCUUCUGUUUUCUGAUUGGUGGACAAAUGGACAAAUGCCCGACAUUAAUUUCAGUAUCUCAUCAAAGAAUUUUAGUUUAUUUGAUUAUAAUAUUUUACACACACAUUUUAUUUUAUUUUCUGUUUUAUUCGUUUUUAAUAAUCCAGCGUUGGUGUAAUUGGUCGACACACCCACUGCCCAUUGUCGCACGCGUGCGUUAAUUUGUUCGUAGUGUCGCAUUUGCGUUUUAGAGCGGUGUCACGUGAUACAUACAGUUUUUAGCUCGUUUUGAUCUUCUUCACAAUUUUUUUUGUACAGCUGCGGUUUUGAGCCGGCGACGAUGGUGCUGUAACGUGUUUCCCAUGUUUCUUUUUUGCACCUGUGUUUCUUAAUUUUGCAAUCACUGCCGAUUUUCCUGUGUGGGAAAUUUCUUCAUUCGUCUGUCUGAUUUGUUGACGCUGAUGUUCCGAUUGUACAGAAAAUUGUAUGUAAUUUCUUCUUCCUCAAAAAUGGAGAAUGUGAAUAAAAAUUCCUUGACAUUAA